Acyrthosiphon pisum (pea aphid) is the source of this 1323-nucleotide messenger RNA. RefSeq lists its product as uncharacterized. The coding region runs from base 255 to 1280 and encodes 341 amino acids. The transcript is spliced from 2 exons. Lineage: Eukaryota; Metazoa; Arthropoda; Insecta; Hemiptera; Aphididae. The record is from RefSeq and is a predicted model, not a curated record.
AUACUUGUAUACAACGUACCGAUAUAAUUAUAAUUAUACAAUUAUUAAUUACCAUACCUACAGCGUGUGUUGUUUUAUUGCACGAAAGUUUGAAAUUUGGACACUUUUUAUUUCAUUUUGUUUUUAUAUUAUUUUAUUGACAUUAUACAAUUAUUUACGUAAAUAAAUAUAGAUACUCGUCCUGCGAGGAAGAUUGCUACAAAACCGUUUACAACGAACCGUCUGCAGUCUACGAGCAGGAAUUACCUAUUAUUAUGGCCAUGUCGGGACUUGAACCUAAUGCGACGAUCAUAAGAACAAAAUCGUUGCCUCGCAUUGAACUGACAUCACCUAUAUUAGUUGCAUCCGACCAGGAUUCACAUGGGUCUUAUAAAAGUUGCAAUAUUCGUGAGCAAGAAAUCCUGCAGACACCUACUGUAAGACGUUCGACGGUAAAAGCUCUGAUCGACAAGCACAGGUCGUUUCAAGACAAAUUACUAAAAGCUAAAGUUAAUGACUUCAACACUAAAAAGAAAUCAUUUGUCAAUGCUUGCCAAAAUUUGUAUGCUUCGUACAACGAUUGUAUACAAAUGGACGGUGACUCGAAACAGGUGGAAAACGUCGAAAGUUUCGUGAAAAAUCAUGUGUUUGAAGUUAUGAAUGCCGACAUUUUAGUAAAUAAUCAGAAACCACUAGAAAUAGAAAAACAUGUGUUAAACUCCGAAAACAUUGAUUUCAAAACUGGAACGCUGGAAUUAGAUACAAUUCUUACCACUAUGGGAAAAAGUUUUUGGCAAAAUAUUGUUUCAGUGGUCAGCAUCAACAAUGCUUACUACCAAUGUUUAUUACAAAUUAUGGACAAUCGUAAAUUUAAAAAUCUCGAGGACGUAAAGGUUCAUGUUAAUUCGGUGUUAAAAAUAGCUGGCGAUGAUCAUGAACUAAUCGGAUCGGAACUCCUUGCCACUUCCAAAGAGUAUAUGGAAAAAAUCGGCAUCGUAUUAGACAGAAAAUUAAAUGAGAAAUUCAAGAAACCUCCACCAUCGAACCACAGUAGCAAGAUAAGUGCUCUUAGUAUGGAGUUGGCCCAAAGUAAGAGGCGCAUGAAGAUAGCUGAAAAUAGUAUCGCUCAACUUCAGAAGGAGAAGAAAGAUUUGUUGAACAUUUUAUCCAGCUAUGAUUCUGAAAACAUUCACAAAAUAUCUUUGGAGAAACGGCUCGAAGCUGAACAACAAAAAAACAAUGAAUUACGGGAUUUAAUUAGUACUAUUUUCAAAAAGAAAAUGCCUUUUAAUAUCACCUAAACAAUAAUAUAAACAGCGAAUUAAAUAAAUGUUUUUUAAAUUA